Messenger RNA from Peromyscus eremicus (cactus mouse), 9614 nucleotides. RefSeq names its product laminin subunit alpha 2 (gene Lama2). Gene Ontology annotation, biological process: cell adhesion; regulation of embryonic development; axon guidance. The record is from RefSeq and is a predicted model, not a curated record. The transcript is spliced from 64 exons. Lineage: Eukaryota; Metazoa; Chordata; Mammalia; Rodentia; Cricetidae. Gene Ontology annotation, molecular function: signaling receptor binding; extracellular matrix structural constituent. Gene Ontology annotation, cellular component: basement membrane. The coding region runs from base 55 to 9408 and encodes 3117 amino acids.
UGGAGGCAGCAACUCUGUGGACUCUGGAGGAGCGGAUCUGCUCUGGCCGCCACGAUGCUAGCGGCCGCCGGGGUCCUCCUGCUCCUGCUCUCCGGGACAAUCGGAGGCUCCCAGGCGCAGCGGCCACAGCAGCGGCGACAGUCCCCAGCGCAUCAGCAGAGAGGUUUAUUUCCUGCUGUCCUGAACCUUGCUUCUAAUGCGCUCAUCACAACCAAUGCUACAUGUGGGGAAAAGGGACCUGAAAUGUACUGCAAGUUGGUGGAGCAUGUCCCUGGGCAGCCUGUGAGGAACCCUCAGUGUCGAAUCUGCAAUCAAAACAGCAGCCAUCCACAUCAGAGACAUCCGAUCACGAAUGCUAUUGAUGGCAAGAACACGUGGUGGCAGAGCCCCAGUAUCAAGAAUGGAGUUGAGUACCAUUAUGUGACCAUUACUCUGGAUUUACAGCAGGUGUUCCAGAUUGCCUACGUGAUCGUGAAAGCAGCCAACUCCCCUCGGCCUGGAAACUGGAUUUUGGAACGUUCCCUGGAUGAUGUGGAGUACAAACCCUGGCAGUAUCAUGCAGUGACAGACACGGAGUGCCUGACCCUCUACAAUAUCUAUCCCCGCACUGGACCACCAUCCUAUGCCAAAGAUGAUGAGGUCAUCUGCACUUCGUUUUAUUCCAAGAUCCACCCUUUAGAAAAUGGAGAGAUUCACAUUUCUUUGAUUAAUGGGAGACCAAGUGCUGAUGAUCCUUCCCCUGAACUCCUGGAAUUCACCUCUGCUCGCUAUAUUCGCCUGAGAUUUCAGCGGAUCCGCACCUUGAAUGCUGACUUGAUGAUGUUUGCUCACAAAGACCCCAGAGAAAUCGAUCCUAUUGUCACAAGAAGAUAUUACUAUUCAGUCAAGGAUAUUUCGGUUGGCGGGAUGUGCAUCUGUUAUGGUCAUGCCCGGGCUUGUCCACUUGAUCCGGCAACAAAUAAAUCACGCUGCGAAUGCGAGCAUAACACGUGUGGGGAGAGCUGUGACAGGUGCUGCCCGGGAUUUCAUCAGAAGCCCUGGAGAGCUGGGACUUUCCUCACCAAGACUGAGUGCGAAGCAUGCAAUUGUCAUGGAAAAGCUGAAGAGUGCUAUUAUGAUGAAAAUGUUGCCAGAAGAAAUCUAAGCUUAAACAUACAUGGAAAGUACAUCGGAGGGGGUGUGUGCAUCAACUGCACACAAAACACAGCUGGGAUAAACUGUGAGACAUGUAUUGAUGGAUUCUUCAGACCAAAAGGGGUGUCACCAAAUUAUCCAAGACCAUGCCAGCCAUGUCACUGUGAUCCCGUUGGCUCCUUAAGUGAAGUCUGUGUCAAGGAUGAGAAAUAUGCCCGACGAGGUUUAAUGCCUGGAUCCUGUCACUGCAAAAUUGGCUUUGGGGGCCUGAGCUGUGAUCGGUGUGUCAGGGGCUACAGUGGCUACCCAGACUGCCAACCCUGUAACUGCAGUGGUUUAGGGAGCACAAAUGAGGACCCUUGUGUUGGGCCCUGUAGCUGUAAGGAGAAUGUGGAAGGUGAAGACUGCAGCCGUUGCAAAUCUGGCUUCUUCAACUUGCAAGAGGAUAAUCCAAAAGGAUGUGAUGAGUGCUUCUGUUCAGGGGUGUCAAACAGAUGUCAGAGUUCCUACUGGACCUAUGACAAUGUUCAAGAUAUGCGAGGCUGGUAUCUCACAGACAUCUCCGGCCACAUUCAGGUGGCUCCCCAGCUUGAUAACCCAGACUCACCUCACCAGAUCAGCAUCAGUAACUCUGAGGCCCGGCGAUCCCUCCUGGAUGGAUACUACUGGAGUGCGCCAGCUCCAUAUCUGGGAAACAAACUCCCAGCUGUAGGAGGACAAUUGACAUUUACCAUCUCAUAUGACCUCGAAGAAGAGGAAGAAGACACAGAAAAAAUCCUUCAGCUGAUGAUUAUCUUACAGGGAAAUAACUUGAGAAUCAGCACAGCCUAUAAGGAGGUGUAUUUAGAUCCAACUGAAGAACACACUGAGGAGUUACCACUCAAAGAAGAAUCCUUUACCAUCCAUGGAACAAACUUACCAGUCAGUAGAAAAGAUUUUAUGACCGUGCUGGCGAAUUUGGAGAGAGUCCUCAUACAAAUCACAUACAACUUGGGGAUGGAUGCCAUCUUCAGGUUGAGCUCUGUCAAUCUUGAAUCUGCCGUCCCCUAUCCUACUGACAGAAGUAUUGCAACUGCUGUGGAAGUUUGCCAGUGUCCACCCGGGUACAGUGGCAGUUCUUGUGAAUCCUGUUGGCCUAGGCACCGAAGAGUUAAUGGCACUAUUUUUGGUGGCACCUGUGAACCGUGUCAGUGCUUUGGUCAUGCAGAAUCUUGUGAUGACAUCACAGGAGAGUGUCUGAACUGUAAGGAUCACACAGGGGGCCCAUAUUGCAAUGAAUGUCUUCCUGGUUUCUAUGGUGAUCCCACUCGAGGAACCUCUGAAGACUGUCAACCCUGUGCCUGUCCACUCAAUAUCCCAUCAAAUAACUUUAGUCCAACAUGCCAUUUAGACCGGAGUCUGGGAUUGAUCUGUGAUGAAUGUCCUGUUGGGUACACAGGACCACGCUGUGAGAGGUGUGCAGAAGGCUAUUUUGGACAACCUUCCAUACCUGGAGGAUCAUGUCAGCCAUGCCAAUGCAAUGACAACCUUGACUUCUCCAUCCCUGGCAGCUGUGACAGCUUGUCUGGCUCGUGUCUGAUAUGUAAGCCAGGUACAACAGGCCGGUACUGUGAGCUCUGUGCUGAUGGAUAUUUUGGAGAUGCAGUUGAUGCAAAGAACUGUCAACCCUGCCAUUGUAACACCAAUGGCUCCUUCUCAGAGAUUUGUCACACUAGAACUGGGCAGUGUGAAUGCAGACCCAAUGUGCAAGGGAGGCGCUGUGAUGAGUGCAAGCCUGAAACCUUUGGCCUGCAAUUGGGAAGGGGAUGUGUCCCCUGCAACUGUAAUUCUUUUGGGUCUAAAUCAUUUGACUGUGAAGAGAGUGGGCAGUGCUGGUGCCAACCUGGAGUAGCAGGAAAGAAAUGUGACCGCUGUGCCCAUGGCUACUUCAACUUCCAAGAAGGAGGCUGUACAGCUUGUGACUGUUCUCAUCUGGGAAACAAUUGUGACCCCAAAACUGGCCAAUGCAUUUGCCCUCCCAAUACCAUUGGAGAAAGAUGUUCUGAGUGUGUUCCCAACACGUGGGGCCACAGCAUUGUCACUGGCUGUAAGGCUUGUAACUGCAGCACGGUGGGGUCCUCGGAUUCACAGUGCAAUAUAAACACAGGCCAGUGCAACUGCCGUCCGAAGUUCUCUGGGAUGAGAUGCUCAGAAUGCAACCGAGGUCACUGGAACUACCCUCACUGCAGUGUCUGUGAAUGCUUCCUGCCAGGGACAGAUGCCGCCACUUGUGAUUCAGAGACUGGAAAAUGCUCCUGCAGCGAUCAAACAGGGCAGUGCACCUGUAAGGUGAAUGUGGAAGGUGUCCACUGUGACAGGUGCCGGCCUGGCAAAUUCGGACUUGAUGCCAAAACCCCAUUUGGCUGCAGCAGCUGCUAUUGCUUUGGAGUUACCAGUCAGUGCUCUGAAGCAAAGGGACUGAUCCGUAUGAGGGUGACUCUGAGUGAUGAGCAGACCAUCCUGCCUCUGGUGGAUGAGGCCCUGCAGCACACAACUACCAAAGGCAUUGCUUUCCAGCACCCAGAGAUUGUUGCAAAGAUGGAUGAAGUCAGGCAAGAUCUCCAUUUGGAACCUUUUUACUGGAAACUCCCAGAACAAUUUGAAGGAAAAAAGUUGAUGGCGUAUGGGGGUAAACUGAAGUAUGCAAUCUACUUUGAGGCUCGGGAUGAAACAGGCUUCUCAACAUACAAACCUCAAGUUAUCAUUCGAGGUGGGACUCCUACUCACGCUAGAAUAAUCACCAGGCACCUGGCUGCCCCUCUCAUUGGCCAGCUGACAAGGCAUGAGAUUGAAAUGACAGAGAAAGAAUGGAAAUAUUAUGGUGAUGAUCCUCGAAUCAGCAGAACCGUGACCCGUGAAGACUUCUUGGAUAUACUCUACGAUAUUCACUAUAUUCUUAUCAAGGCUACUUAUGGAAAUGUCGUGAGACAAAGCCGCAUUUCUGAAAUCUCUAUGGAAGUAGCUGAACCAGGACAUGUAACCACAGGAAGCCCACCAGCACACUUGAUAGAAAGAUGUGACUGCCCUCCAGGAUAUUCGGGAUUGUCCUGUGAGACUUGUGCACCAGGAUUUUACCGGUUGCGUUCUGAGCCAGGUGGCCGGAGUCCUGGACCAACCCUAGGAACCUGUGUUCCCUGUCAGUGUAAUGGACACAGCAGCCAGUGUGAUCCUGAGACCUCAGUAUGCCAGAACUGUCAACAUCACACUGCUGGUGAUUUCUGUGAGCGAUGUGCCCUUGGCUACUAUGGAAUUGUCAGGGGAUUGCCAAAUGACUGUCAACCAUGUGCUUGUCCUCUGAUUUCUCCCAGCAACAAUUUCAGUCCCUCUUGUGUGCUGGAAGGUCUGGAUGAUUACCGUUGCACAGCCUGCCCACGGGGGUAUGAAGGACAGUACUGUGAAAGGUGUGCCCCAGGCUACACUGGCAGUCCAAGCAGCCCUGGAGGUUCCUGCCAAGAAUGUGAGUGUGAUCCUUAUGGCUCGCUGCCUGUUCCUUGUGACGCAGUCACGGGACUCUGCACGUGCCGCCCUGGAGCCACAGGAAGGAAGUGUGAUGGCUGUGAGCACUGGCAUGCGCGGGAGGGCGCAGCGUGUGUCUUCUGUGGAGAUGAGUGCACAGGCCUUCUUCUGGGUGACCUGGCUCGUCUGGAGCAGAUGGCCAUGAACAUCAACCUCACUGGUCCUCUGCCUGCUCCAUACAAAAUUCUCUAUGGUCUUGAAAAUACAACUCAGGAACUCAAGCACCUGCUCUCACCCCAGCGGGCACCGGAGAGGCUCAUUCAGGUGGCAGAGGGUAAUCUGAACACCCUCGUGACGGAAAUGAAUGAGCUGCUGAGCAGGGCGACCAAAGUGACAGCAGAUGGCGAGCAAACAGGACAAGAUGCUGAGAGGACCAACACAAGAGCAAAAUCCUUAGAAGAAUUCAUUAAAGAGCUUGUCCAGGAUGCUGAAGCUGUAAAUGAAAAAGCUGUAAAACUAAAUGAAACGUUAGGAAGUCAAGACAAGACUGCAGAGAGAAACUUGCAAGAGCUUCAGAAUGAGAUUGACUGGAUGCUGAAAGAACUCAGAAGUAAAGAUCUCCAAACCCAGAAGGAAAAGGCUGAGGAUGAGUUGGUGGAAGCAGAAAGCCUUGCAAAGAGAAUAAACAGGCUGGUUGGAGAGCCUAGAGCCCAGAACGAAGAAAUGGAAAAGGACCUCCGUGAGAAGCUGGCACGUUACAAGGACAAACUUGACGAUGCUUGGGAUCUACUGAGAGAAGCCACAGAGAAAACACGAGAUGCUAAUCGCUUGUCUGCUGCCAAUCAAAAGAACAUGACCAUUUUGGAGAAAAAGAAGGAGGCACUGGAAAGUGGCAAACGGCAAAUAGAGAACACUUUAAAGGAGGGUAAUGACUUACUUGAUGAAGCCAACCGACUUGCAGAUGAAAUCAACUCAGUCAUAGAUUAUGUCGAAGACAUUAAAACUAAGUUGCCACCGAUGUCUGAGGAGCUCAGUGACAAAAUAGAUGACCUCUCCCAAGAAAUAAAGGACAGGAAGCUUGCUGAGAAGGUGUUCCAGGCUGAGAGCCAUGCAGCUCAGCUGAACGACUCCUCUGCUGUGCUUGACGGAAUCCUGGAUGAGGCUAAGAACAUCUCAUUCAAUGCCACUACAGCCUUCAGAGCUUACAGUAAUAUUAAGGACAAUGUUGAUGAAGCUGAGAAAGUUGCCAGAGAAGCCAAUGAUCUUGCCCACGAAGCUACACAGCUGGCAACAAGUCCUCAGGGAUUAUUAAAGGAGGAUGCCAAAGGCUCCCUUCAGAAAAGCUUCAGGAUCCUCAAUGAGGCCAAGAAGUUAGCAAAUGAUGUGAAAGAAAAUUACAACGACCUAAAUGGCCUGAAAACCAGAUUAGAAGCUGCUGAUGUUAGAAAUGGUGAUCUCCUGAGAGCUUUGAAUGACACUUUGGGCAAGCUGUCAAUCAUUCCGAAUGACACGGCUGCUAAACUGCAAGCUGUCAAAGACAAAGCCAGACAAGCCAACGACACAGCCAAAGCAGUCCUGGCCCAGGUCAAAGAUCUGCAUCAGAACCUUGAUGGCCUGAAGCAAAACUACGAUAAACUAGCAGACAGCGUGGCCAAAACGAAUGCCGUCGUGAAAGACCCUGCCAAAAACAAAAUCAUUGCAGAUGCUGGUGCCACAGUGAAAAAUCUAGAACAGGAAGCUGAUCGGCUAGUAGAUAAAAUCAAGCCUAUCAAGGAACUUGAAGAUAACUUAAAGAAAAACAUCUCUGAAAUAAAGGAACUGAUUAACCAAGCCCGGAAACAAGCCAAUUCUAUCAAAGUAUCUGUGUCUUCGGGAGGUGACUGUAUUCGAACAUACAAGCCAGAAAUCAAGAAAGGAAGCUACAAUAACAUCGUUGUCAAUGUCAAGACUACUGUGGCUGACAACCUCCUUUUUUAUCUUGGAAGUGCCAAAUUUAUUGACUUUCUUGCUAUCGAAAUGCGCAAAGGCAAAGUCAGCUUCCUCUGGGACGUUGGAUCUGGAGUUGGCCGUGUAGAGUAUCCGGAUUUGACCAUCGAUGACUCAUAUUGGUACCGUAUUGAAGCAUCAAGAACGGGGAGAAAUGGUUCUAUUUCAGUGAGAGCUCUAGAUGGACCCAAAGCCAGCAUUGUGCCCAGCACCUACCACUCGGUGUCCCCUCCAGGGUACACCAUUCUAGAUGUGGAUACAAAUGCAAUGCUGUUUGUUGGCGGCCUGACCGGAAAAAUAAAGAAGGCUGACGCUGUACGUGUGAUUACAUUCACCGGCUGUAUGGGAGAAACAUACUUUGACAACAAACCUAUAGGCUUAUGGAACUUCCGGGAAAAAGAAGGAGAUUGUAAAGGCUGCACUGUCAGUCCACAAGUGGAAGACAGUGAGGGUACUAUUCAGUUUGAUGGAGAAGGUUAUGCAUUGGUGAGCCGCCCCAUCCGCUGGUACCCCAACAUCUCCACAGUCAUGUUCAAGUUCCGGACAUUUUCAUCAAGUGCUCUCCUGAUGUAUCUUGCCACACGAGACCUGAAAGAUUUCAUGAGUGUCGAGCUCAGUGAUGGGCACAUAAAAGUCAGCUAUGAUCUGGGUUCAGGAAUGGCUUCUGUUGUCAGCAAUCAAAACCAUAAUGACGGGAAAUGGAAAUCGUUCACCCUGUCAAGGAUUCAGAAACAAGCCAACAUAUCGAUUGUAGACAUCGAUACUAACCAGGAGGAGAUUGUAGCCACUUCGUCUUCUGGAAACAACUUUGGUCUUGACUUGAAAGCCGAUGACAAAAUAUAUUUUGGUGGCUUGCCAACUCUGAGGAACUUGAGGCCAGAAGUAAAUGUGAGGAAGUAUUCCGGCUGCCUCAAAGACAUUGAGAUUUCAAGGACUCCAUACAAUAUACUCAGCAGCCCCGAUUAUGUUGGUGUUACCAAAGGCUGUGCACUGGAGAAUGUUUACACAGUGAGCUUCCCCAAGCCUGGUUUCGUGGAGCUUGCACCUGUGCCCAUUGACGUGGGAACAGAAAUCAAUCUGUCCUUCAGUACGAAGAAUGAGUCUGGACUCAUCCUCUUGGGAAGCGGAGGGGUACCAACACCACCCAGGAGGAAACGGAGGCAAACUGGACAGGCCUAUUAUGCCAUAUUCCUCAACAAGGGCCGUCUGGAAGUGCAUCUCUCCUCAGGGACACGAACAAUGAGGAAAAUUGUCAUCAAGCCAGAGCCAAAUCUGUUUCACGAUGGGAGAGAACAUUCGGUUCACGUGGAAAGAACUAGAGGCAUCUUCACUGUUCAAGUUGAUGAAGACAGAAGACAUACACAAAACCUAACAGUGGAGCAGCCUAUCGAAGUGAAAAAGCUCUUCGUCGGGGGCGCUCCCCCGGAAUUUCAGCCUUCCCCACUCAGGAAUAUUCCUGCUUUCGGAGGCUGCGUGUGGAAUCUUGUUAUUAACUCUGUCCCCAUGGACUUUGCACAGCCUGUUGCCUUCAAAAAUGCUGACAUUGGCCGCUGUGCCUACCAGAAGCCCCAUGAGGAUGAAGAAGAUGCAGUUCCAGCUGAAGUCAUCAUCCAGCCUCAGCCAGUGCCUGUCCCUGCCUUCCCUUCACCUGCCCCCACUGUGGUACACGGCCCCUGUGUUGCAGAAUCAGAACCAGCUCUUCUGGCAGGGAGCAAGCAGUUUGGGCUUUCCAAAAACAGCCACAUCGCUCUUGCCUUUGAUGACACCAAAGUUAAAAACCGCCUCACAAUUGAAUUGGAAGUGCGAACAGAAGCCGAAUCAGGCUUGCUCUUUUACAUGGCUCGGAUCAAUCAUGCCGAUUUUGCUACUGUUCAACUGAGAAAUGGAUUCCCCUACUUCAGUUAUGACUUGGGAAGUGGAGACACUAGCACCAUGAUCCCCACCAGAAUCAACGAUGGCCAGUGGCACAAGAUUAAGAUUAUGAGAGUGAAGCAAGAAGGAACUCUGUAUGUCGAUGAUGCUUCCAACCAAACCAUCAGUCCCAAGAAAGCUGAUAUCCUGGAUGUUGUGGGGAUGCUGUAUGUUGGUGGAUUGCCGAUCAACUAUACCACACGCAGAAUUGGUCCAGUGACCUACAGUCUUGAUGGCUGCGUUAGGAAUCUUCACAUGGAACAGGCCCCCGUUAACCUGGACCAGCCCACUUCCAGCUUCCACGUUGGGACAUGCUUUGCGAAUGCGCAGCGGGGAACUUACUUUGACGGAACAGGUUUUGCUAGAGCAGUUGGUGGAUUCAAAGUGGGAUUGGACCUUCUUGUAGAAUUUGAAUUUCGUACCACAAGACCCACUGGAGUUCUCCUGGGAAUCAGCAGUCAGAAAAUGGAUGGAAUGGGUAUCGAAAUGAUUGACGAGAAGCUUAUGUUCCACGUGGAUAAUGGUGCUGGCCGAUUCACUGCAGUCUACGAUGCUGGGAUCCCGGGCCAUAUGUGUAAUGGACAGUGGCAUAGAGUCACUGCCAAGAAGAUCAAAAACCGCCUUGAGCUUGUGGUGGAUGGAAACCAGGUGGAUGCCCAGAGCCCAAACUCAGCAUCGACAUCAGCCGAUACCAACGACCCUGUUUUUGUUGGCGGUUUCCCAGCUGGUCUCAAUCAGUUUGGCCUGACUACCAACAUUCGGUUCCGAGGUUGCAUCCGAUCUCUGAGGCUCACCAAAGGCACAGGCAAGCCACUGGAGAUUAAUUUCGCCAAGGCCCUGGAACUGAGAGGUGUUCAACCUGUAUCAUGCCCAACUACCUAAUAAACAUAAGUUCAAGUCUGUGAAGGGUCCAUCAAAACAAGUGUAUCAAGUUAAACCAUAUACUUUCCUAUGCAUAUUAAUAAAACUAAUGUGUUCACGUACAUAAAAUUCUUUCUGUAUUCAGGUGGUGAUAAUUCAGACCACAGAUUGAAUUUUAAUUCAAGUUCUUUUUCAAGCUUAUGAUUAUUAAACCAAUUAUUUCAUUC